Molecule: messenger RNA, 2120 nt
Organism: Apodemus sylvaticus (European woodmouse)
Lineage: Eukaryota; Metazoa; Chordata; Mammalia; Rodentia; Muridae
Gene: Tph1
Product: tryptophan hydroxylase 1
Exons: 13
Coding region: 476-1810 (444 amino acids)
Biological process (GO): serotonin biosynthetic process; aromatic amino acid metabolic process
Cellular component (GO): neuron projection
Molecular function (GO): iron ion binding; tryptophan 5-monooxygenase activity
Source: RefSeq, a predicted model, not a curated record
GACUUUUUUGUGGCUGAGGAUGAGUCAACAUUAACUUAAUUAAAACUCCACGAGAAUAGCUGUGAACGAGACGGGCGCCUGGGCUGCGGACCGCGACUAAGAGGUCAGCGCCGGCCGCUCCCGCCCACAUCCGCGCGGCUCCCGCCGCCCACACCGCACUCCCCCAUCCUCAGUAGCCGCGCGCCCGCCCGGCGCCCAUUGGCCGGUCUGACGAUGCGCUUCUCCUAUAAGAGGCGGCAUCUCCCGAACACAGGUGACCCUCUGAACUCCAGUGGCUCUGAGAGCUUCUUCGGAGACAGCAGACUCUAUUCUUGAGGAUCUCCUGGGUGCCAGGAGCAGACUGUCCCAUGCUGGAUUUCGGCUUUAUGGAUGAGACUUUGAAGCUUCUCUUACUGGUGAUGAAGCUAAGGAAGGAGAGAGGUGGUGGUGUGUGAGUCCCCUUCACUGCGCUGAACAAACCCUGCAAGGAUUCACCAUGAUUGACGACAACAAGGAGAACAAAGACCAUUCCUCUGAAAGGGGGAGAGUGACUCUCAUCUUCUCCUUGAAGAAUGAAGUUGGAGGACUCAUAAAAGUGCUGAAAAUCUUCCAGGAGAAUCACGUGAACCUGUUACAUAUCGAGUCCCGGAAAUCAAAGCGAAGAAAUUCAGAAUUUGAGAUUUUUGUUGACUGCGACAUCAACCGAGAACAGCUGAAUGACAUCUUGCCCCUGCUGAAGUCCCACACUACCGUCCUCUCUGUGGACUCUCCUGAUCAGCUCACCGUGAAGGAAGACGUUAUGGAGACUGUCCCUUGGUUUCCAAGGAAGAUUUCUGACCUGGACUUCUGCGCCAACAGAGUGCUGUUGUAUGGAUCCGAACUCGACGCAGACCACCCUGGCUUCAAAGACAAUGUCUACCGUAGAAGACGAAAGUAUUUUGCAGAAUUGGCUAUGAAUUACAAACAUGGGGACCCCAUUCCCAGGAUUGAAUUCACAGAAGAAGAGAUUAAGACCUGGGGGACCAUCUUCAGAGAGCUAAGCAAGCUCUACCCAACCCACGCCUGCAGGGAGUACCUCAGAAACCUUCCUUUGCUCUCAAAAUACUGUGGCUAUCGGGAAGACAACAUCCCACAACUGGAAGACGUCUCCAACUUUUUAAAAGAACGCACAGGGUUUUCCAUCCGUCCUGUGGCUGGUUACCUCUCACCGAGAGAUUUCCUGUCAGGGUUAGCCUUUCGAGUCUUUCACUGCACUCAGUAUGUGAGACACAGUUCAGAUCCCCUCUAUACUCCAGAGCCAGACACCUGCCACGAACUCUUAGGCCACGUUCCUCUCUUGGCCGAACCCAGUUUUGCUCAAUUCUCCCAAGAAAUUGGCCUGGCUUCCCUUGGAGCUUCAGAGGAGGCUGUUCAAAGACUGGCAACGUGCUACUUCUUCACUGUGGAGUUUGGGCUGUGCAAACAAGAUGGUCAGCUGAGAGUCUUUGGUGCCGGCUUGCUUUCUUCCAUCAGUGAACUCAAACAUGCACUUUCUGGACAUGCCAAAGUUAAGCCCUUUGAUCCCAAGGUUGCCUGCAAACAGGAAUGUCUCAUCACAAGCUUCCAGGAUGUCUACUUUGUAUCGGAGAGCUUUGAAGAUGCAAAGGAGAAAAUGAGGGAAUUUGCCAAGACCAUGAAGCGCCCGUUUGGAGUGAAGUACAAUCCGUAUACACAGAGCCUCCAGGUUCUGAGAGACGCCAAGAGCAUAACUAGCGCCAUGAAUGAGUUGCGGGAUGACCUCGACGUCGUCAGCGAUGCCCUUGCUAGGGUCAGUAGGUGGCCCAGUGUGUGAUGGUUUCCAGUGCAAAUCUAGAAGCCUUUGAACAUCAGUCCAGAGCCAGGGCCAGUUCUUGCUUCCCCCGAAAGCCUGCUUUGGGAGGGCCAGCGUCUCCCAGCUUAGCAAUGUCUCUCGCCUCUCAUUGUAUCCAGACACUCACUGUCUCUGAAAUGCACACCUGGAUGCUCUGCACCUCUCAUCUUCUAUUUCCAUUUUGUCAUUUUGGCUCCUGCUUAGGGGAAUAUAAUUCACAUGCCACGUGAUUCACAGGAUGCACACGGGGAGUUUAAAAUAUUUCAUUUCAUUAAAAUAUAAUUGAAUCAUU